Lactuca saligna is the source of this 1185-nucleotide messenger RNA. The record is from the annotation of a GenBank genome assembly. Lineage: Eukaryota; Viridiplantae; Streptophyta; Magnoliopsida; Asterales; Asteraceae.
AUGGAUAUUGAUUAUGAUCUGAUUUUUGGAAUUUCAGAUAAUGCUGCGACUGCCGAGUGUAAUGCUUCUGACAAUCAUGUCAAUGAAAUUUCAAAACUAGUUGCAGAAUCAACAUCAUUUUCUCAAGCAAUGGGCGAAAGCAUGCAUGAUGAUCCAGUGGAGGGGGAGCACAUGGAUUCUAACACUCUACUAGAGGGGGAGCAUUCUUUCGAGGAGGAUAAUGAAAGAACGUGUGAUGAUGUUGAGGGGGAGCAAAUAAAUGAUCAUGUUGAGGGGGAGUUAAAUCAAAAUAAUGAAGAUUUUCAUGAUAUUAAUGAUGUUUGUUCGAUUGCAGGAUCUGAAAACGAUGAAAUGUACGAAGAUGCACCUUUGGACUUUGAUCCAGCUUAUCCACGAAUGGAUAAAUGGAAAAAAGAUCAUUCGAAGGAGCAAAUAAUUGCAACUAUUGAUACUUCUGUGGAAACCGGGAUUCUUCUACCACAACCAUCUGCGAAGAAAUCCAAGAAGACAAAGAAACCUGAUGUUGGGUCUUCGGAUACCAAAGCAAAGUCUUCGAAGAAAACAAAUCUGAUUCUUGUAAUUGCACUUGAACUCGAUCAGCCAAAGCCUGUUGCUCCUGAUACCCAGGUCAUUGAAAACGAAAUAAUUCCUUCGAAGACUGGUGUAUUCAAGCGUAUUAAGAUGAAAUCGAAGACAAAGAGAAGAUCGUUGGGUACAAAGAUGGUUCUUAAACAAGUUUCUCACCAGCCAGUAAUUUUUAGAGAAGUUCCUACUCUUGUGUCUCCUUCAAUAAAGAAGAGAAUGGAUGAUGACAUGGCCAAACAUAUUUCUCAGAAGAAGAAGAGAAAAUUGAUCAUUUCUUCUGAUUCCACCGUUGAUAACAUAGAAGUUAUUCCUGAAACUCCUGAAGCAAUUCUUUCUACCGUUGACACUUCAGUGACUCAACCACCCGAAGUUUCGAUUGUCAAUAUAGUGUCUCUGGAGUCUCGAACUUCAGACAUCACUGUAAACAUAUCUGAUAUGGAUACAAAUGUCAUUAUGGGUGAGAAUAAUUCGAAGGUUGCAGAUCAAGGUAUUUCUUUAUCUCCACAGAUUACUCCAAUUGUUCCCAUCACAUCUACCACUGAUUCACCCACUUUUCAACAUGUCAUCAAUACCCCUUUCACUUCAAUUUUUUCAUCUUAA